AUGAGAUCGCAAACUGGAAACCUCCCCGAGACUCCUCCCUCAACCCCUCCGGCCCCGACCCCGUCUUAUGACAGUGAAGCCUCACUUUGGUCAGAGCAGACGACCCCAUGCCCACCUCAAGCCAUGUCCCAGCGUGCAUUCGGCGAUGAAAGCCUCCCACCGGUGUCUACCAAAGAUCAAGAUCCCGCGUACGCAUCUCCUGGUCCCAGCAGCGACAAAGAAAACGCAAAUCCACCCAAGGAAGCCGCAACCUCAACUGGAUCCGACCGCGUCAUGAGCCAGUGCGCAGCUCAGUCUACUAGCAGCCGCAGCGGCGACGACCCUGACGAGCACAACUCCGAUGAUUCGGAUGCUACCGAGAAAAAGAAUGCGCCCUCACCAAAUGGAUCUCCUAAAAGGAAGCGCAGCCAAGAUGACGCUGACGAGAGCGUCCACAAUGAUGCUGACAGCAAGAGUGCUGGGAACUUCGACGACCAGCCCUGCACCGACAAGGCGCCGCCGCGCAAGAGGGCCGCUACAUCCAAAGCAAAGGCUGCAGCUAAAGCCAAGCCUGCCCUGAAGUCUGCUCCAAAGCUUGCUGCAAAGAAGCGUGUCGCAGCGAAGAAGACUGCAGGACCGCCACCACCACCUUCGACUCGCCCUUCCCGCGCUCGCAAAGCCCCUGAGCGCUUUGGUGACGCCAUUGAGACUAAGCCCGUCAAGCCCGCUAAACCAGCCAAGUCAGCAAAGAAAGCACCUGUCAAGAAGGGCGGCAAAGUCUUCGACCCAGUGUACAUUACCACGAACUCCACGAGCCGCCUGGUGAAGGCUGAUGUGUUCCACAUGCUCCUCGAGCCCGCAGCAUGGACCAGUCUGAGCACUGAGCAGAAGAUCGAGCUCAUGUUGAUGCUUCCGCCAACACCUGACAACACCGACCUUCUCGAAUGGAUCCGUGCGACCGAUGGCCAUGGCGACUCCGUAGACACUCGACCCUACGCGUUCCAGAUUUCCAACGAUUGCUUCCGCACUGACGUCGCCAAAUUCCGCGCCGACCUCAGCAACGGCCACUUGGGAAAGACCUGGCAUGCAUCCGCUGAGCAGGCAGUUAUUGAUCGUGCUGCAGGCGUGUACGAUACGUUUAAGGCUGAGGAGUUUGAAGAGUGGUGGGGCCAGAAGAGCACUUCAACGAGGUAG
Messenger RNA from Parastagonospora nodorum SN15, 1173 nucleotides. RefSeq lists its product as hypothetical. The record is from RefSeq and is a predicted model, not a curated record. NCBI's taxonomy places the organism in Eukaryota, Fungi, Ascomycota, Dothideomycetes, Pleosporales, Phaeosphaeriaceae. The transcript is spliced from 2 exons. The coding region runs from base 1 to 1173 and encodes 390 amino acids.